AUGGUACUCGAUUGUAGUGAUGAGGAUGGUUCAGGAACUAGGGUACUCGAUUGUAGUGAUGAGGAUGGUUCAGGAACAAUGGUACUCGAUUGUAGUGAUGAGGAUGGCUCAGGAACUAUGGUACUCGAUUGUAGUGAUGAGGAUUGCUCAGGAACUAUGGUACUCGAUUGUGGUGAUGAGGAUGGUUCAGGAACAAUGGUACUCGAUUGUAGUGAUGAGGAUGGUUCAGGAACUAGGGUACUCGAUUGUAGUGAUGAGAAUGGUUCAGGAACAAUGGUACUCGAUUGUAGUGAUGAGGAUGGCUCAGGAACUAUGGUACUCGAUUGUAGUGAUGAGGAUUGCUCAGGAACUAUGGUACUCGAUUGUGGUGAUGAGGAUGGUUCAGGAACAAUGGUACUCGAUUGUAGUGAUGAGGAUGGUUCAGGAAUUAUGGUACUCGAUUGUAGUGAUGAGGAUGAUCAGGAACUAUGGUAUCGAUUGUAG
Messenger RNA from Paramuricea clavata, 483 nucleotides. Lineage: Eukaryota; Metazoa; Cnidaria; Anthozoa; Malacalcyonacea; Plexauridae. The record is from the annotation of a GenBank genome assembly.